Notechis scutatus (mainland tiger snake) is the source of this 833-nucleotide messenger RNA. The record is from RefSeq and is a predicted model, not a curated record. Lineage: Eukaryota; Metazoa; Chordata; Lepidosauria; Squamata; Elapidae.
CCACGACGGUCACUAAACGGACUGUUGUAAGCCGAGGACUGCUUGCGUUGCCUUUGUUUUUUGCCACGAGGUUGUUUUCAGUGAGAGGAGAAUUGCUUUGAACAACUCAGAAAGGAGAUUGGAAGGCAAGAUCAUUGGAUAGGGGCUGCUUGGGCGGGGCAGGAGGGGUUGGGCUAGAUGACCCACAAGGUCCCUUCCAACUCUGUUAAUCUGUAUCUAAUCUGCAUCUGAUAGGAACAGCAGCAGCGGUUGCCAUGACUUCGUGACAUCUUCAGCAUCUCUGGGUCUCCCGCAGCAAUCUGUCAAAAAUCUUCUCCCGCUACAUAGCACGGUCUCUUGUCUCCUGCUAUGUUGGAGCAAGACAAGCAGAUUUUUGCUUCAUGUCUCCCUGGUUGGAAGCCCGAGUUAGUGGUUUAUUUAAAUCUCAACCUUGGCAGGUUUCAGAUCUCUGGCUGGGAAACUCUGGGCGUCGAAAUCCAGAGAUCUUAAAAUGGUUCAGGUGGAGAAACACUGCUCUAAAGAUCUGUCCUGCCCUCCUCUUUUCACAGUGCCCGACCUUCCCAUUCUGGAGAAGAGGAACUGGCUGAUCCACCUGUACUACGUGCGCAAGGAUUACGAUGCGUGUAAGAUUGCCAUAAAAGAGCAACUGCAGGAAACCCAAGGAAUGUGCGAAUAUGCUGUCUACGUUCAAGCUUUGAUCUUUCGCUUGGAAGGAAAAAUCCACGAAUCUCUGGAGCUUUUCCAGACUUGUGCUAUUCUCAGGCCUCGAUGUGCAGACAACCUCAAGCAGGUGGCCCGCUCCCUGUAAGUGUAAUUUCAUUCUUCCUCUCUUA